Molecule: messenger RNA, 1320 nt
Organism: Alternaria ethzedia
Lineage: Eukaryota; Fungi; Ascomycota; Dothideomycetes; Pleosporales; Pleosporaceae
Exons: 4
Coding region: 1-1320 (439 amino acids)
Source: RefSeq, a predicted model, not a curated record
AUGGGCCCACAAUCGAUCACGCCCCAGUACAUCCAACGCCGACAAAUAGACGUAAAAUUCCCUGGAGACCAAGUUGAGGACAACCUUAAUUUCAGAAACGCUGCCAACUUUGUCUAUCGGGUGGGGCUACAGCUAGAGGCCGCGGAACUGGAUCCCUACGCCGAUGUCCAUCCGGUCGACGACGGCAUUCGGAGAUGGCUACACGUGUAUCCCCUGGUCUGGGACCUGUAUGUGGCAAAGGAUCUCGAUCGCCGCAUAUGGCUUGCGGAUGCGCGUCUCAAGCACCUCCAAGCCCAGCAGGCCGCUACCGUCUCUGGGGCUGCAGAUCGAUUCACAGGCGGUCUAUACGAUUCCAGGUGGAAUGUCAACAAGUCUGUACCGUCCCAGCAAUUCCAGACUCAGUCACAGAUUGUGAGGGCACAAUUCGUGCAGCCACAACACAGACAGCCGCAAUUCAUGCAGGCACAAUUCGACCAGCAACCCCAGCAGACAUCCCAGCAGACAGGCCAGUGGCAACCCCAACGGCAGGCAAACCAGCAGCAACCCAAGCCCGCCCAGCAGUCACCCCCGCUCGCCCAAAAGUACUCCAAUCCCGCUGGACAGCAGACCCAGAACCAAACCGUAGUGUGCAAUACACCAGAGGAGUUCUGGAGGUUCCUGGACACAAUAGAUGCCGACCGCCCCAGUGGUCAAUGCCCGUUUCCUCCCAGACAGUCCACCUCGAGUGACAGGAAUGGUAUUGCGAGGGCUGGCAACGAGCCUUCAAACCGAGCGCCGACUCCGAAGCAGAUGCGCCUCCAGUUCUCUUCCCAGUACCCAUCCCUUCCCAAGGAUGGAUCUGGCCAGGUUUCUCGAGGCCAAGCCCAGAAUCGUCCGCCUCGAAAAGAUAACGCUCCUACAGGAUCCGGCAACUUCGAAGCGGAUAUGAAGAAGAGCGACGGCGGGACCAUGAACUUGAGAAGAAUUCGGCGACUACCGAACCCCAUGUCUUCAAUGAGACAUACAAGCCAACAGGCGCCGCAAAGACAAAAGUUGUUCCAGAUGUUACUCCGACUGCGGACGCAGCUCCUGCCUCCAUGCAAACAGAAGAGGCCCCACCCUACUACCUCAUCAACGCAAGGCGCUGAGGACAAGACCAACCAGCCCCUCCCUGUACAGAACUCAGCAGCUGAUAUGGAUGACGAGGAUGCUGAGAAUAGUGGGGCACAAGCCAAUGACGUCCAAAAAGAAGAUGUCAAAGUACAACAAGACCAAGACGACGAAGCCUCAGCGCCAGUGGAGGAUGAGAAGGUCCCGUGGGGUCCUCAUGGACUGAACUGA